Myotis daubentonii (Daubenton's bat) is the source of this 4150-nucleotide messenger RNA. RefSeq names its product small ubiquitin like modifier 2 (gene SUMO2). Gene Ontology annotation, molecular function: protein binding. Lineage: Eukaryota; Metazoa; Chordata; Mammalia; Chiroptera; Vespertilionidae. The record is from RefSeq and is a predicted model, not a curated record.
CGCUGCCGCCUCCUUCUUCUGCCGCUCCUGGUGCUGCUUGUGUGCUCGUUUGGUGCGGACCUGGUACCUCUUUUGUGAAGCGGCAGCUGAGGAGACUCCGGCGCUCGCCAUGGCCGACGAAAAGCCCAAGGAAGGAGUCAAGACUGAGAACAACGAUCAUAUUAAUUUGAAGGUGGCGGGGCAGGAUGGUUCUGUGGUGCAGUUUAAGAUUAAGAGGCAUACACCACUUAGUAAACUAAUGAAAGCCUAUUGUGAACGACAGGGUUUGUCAAUGAGGCAGAUCAGAUUCCGAUUUGACGGGCAGCCAAUCAAUGAAACAGACACACCUGCACAGUUGGAAAUGGAGGAUGAAGAUACAAUUGAUGUGUUCCAGCAGCAGACAGGAGGGGUCUACUAAAAAGGGAACCUGCUACUUUACUCCAGAACUCUGUUCCUCCAGACCAAGAAGACAUUCUCAAUUAGAAAACUGCAAUUUGGUUUCAACACAUCUGACUACUACAGUAUAGUUUUCUCUAUUCUUUCAUUUUCCCCUUCCCCAUUCCUUUAUUAUUGUACAUAAAGUAACGGAUGUAUGUGCACAAGCAUUUGCAUUUUUUUUUUUUAACUAAAUGGCCAAUGGUAUGUUUUGAUCUACAUCAAAUGGAGAUGGGAUGGGGAAAAAAUACUGGUUCUGUGAAAACACCCCCUUUCUCCAUUAGUGGCAUGCUCAUCCAGCUCUUAUCUUUAUAUUCCAGUAAGUUAUUUUGCUCUCACUGUUUAACAAAAAAGAACAACAUAAAAAUUCUUGCAUACCUUGUUUGAUUGGAGAAUUUUAAUGUUUUUCAUUUAUCAUUGUAAAACCAAGGACAAUUUUAUAACUUUUUUGUACGUAGCUGUUACAUGUAGGGCAAUCUGUCUUUAAGUAGGGAUAAAUUACUCUAAAAAAAUGAAUCCUAGAUAGUUUUCCCUUCAAGUCAAGUGUCUUGUUGUUUAAAUAAACUUCUUGUUUAAAAUGAGCUGUUCUCUUUAUUCUGAGGAAUAUUAAAUAAGAAAAUUGAAGUUUAGAAUACCAAUAGGCCUGCUAGAAGUAACAUUUAAAGGAAGAAACAGGACUUUUUAUUUCUGACAGACUAAUGCAAAACAAAGAAUAACAAAGUUACAUAAAUGACUAUCAACGGAUGUUCCAGCCUCCUCUUUGUUAAAAAAGCUUAGGUCCAAAUAUGCAACUUUAGUAGCAAAAAAAAAAAAAAAUAGGUCAUACUAUGUGGAUUUACGCUCAAGCAUUCUUUUCUGUAAACCAUUACCUGAGGCCUUAGUAAAUGCAGCUAGGAAAAAGGUUCUGGUUUAGCUAACUGCUGAUAAGUCACUUAAUUCUCUAGCUUUCACUUUGGUGAGUAAUCCCUAACCUAAAAUAGAAUCUAAUCUGUUUCUUAUUUAAGGAUGUUGAAGGACAGAAAAUGUUUAUCUACAUAUAUUUCUUUUAGCAUUUAAAUAUAUAGGUGACUACUGUCUUUAAAUGUAUGGGGAAAGAUCAUGGCUAUAGAACCAAUAAGCAGAGUAUUUGAGCAGGGAAGAUAAAAAAAGAUGAUCUAAUUCUAACCCCUGUUUUGGGGUUGAGAAAACUGAUCCAGCGGGUUGUCACACAGCCACAUGGUUAUAGAACUGGGACUAGAGAUAGGUUUCCUGCUGCCUUUUUAUUCCAAUUGAAUUCUCUAAAACUAGUUCUCAAGAAACUGAAUUCUCACCCCUGCUAACCCACCAAUGUGGUCUUGUUGGAUCAAGUCCCCAUGUAAUAAUGCCAUGUGUUUCACUUAAUUCAUUGUACCGCUUACAAUAUGAUCUCUUUUACAUUCCCCAUGUCCAUAGUGAAUGAGCUUCCCCAGAAACAGGAAUUCUCUAGAUUUUUGGCUCUAUUAUGCAUAUGUGUUAAUCUUGAAUCAAUUUUUAUUUUGCUACCAACCCAUUUUUACAAUUAUAUUGUGAGACGGUGGGAAGCCUGCCCCCAAGAAUUCUUAGAAGGGAUCAGUUGAGUACAUUUCUCUUGACAUACUGAUCUAGGUACUAUUAAAUAGUGGAGUUCUGUGGUGUCCUAAAAACUAAAGUUAAAUUGAAAUUUAAAUCAGAGGACUUUAAUGUGGAAGGGGUCUUGAACUGGGUUCUUCAAGUUAGAGGAAUUAAUACUAUGAGUUUUUGCCUUGUUGGGAGAAGAUAAACUUGAAAUUCCUUCAUAGUGGAAAAACUUGAUACAAUUAAUAGAGCCAGAGAGAAAUGUGUGGAAAGGGCACUGUUCAAUAAUAUAGUAUGUUGUAGCUUAUUGAUACUUGGGUCAGUUUAUAUACCUUAUUUGUGUUCUUAAAUGGACUUCUUGAUUGUUGCUCUUGACCAUUUCACAUAAGUUGCUACCAAAACAAUUAUUGUAUGGAAAAAAUUUGUGGAGUACUUUUUAAAAAUUACUUUGAAAAUAAGUGAAAUGGUUUGAGUUGAAAAUACUGAAAGUAAUCUUUGCAUUUUAAUUUUUUUGGUUUGGGAGGGGACAUUCAAGUGAUGGGAGUUAUGCUGCCAUUUUGGUUAACUGUUACAAUUUGGCUAAACUCUUUCCGGCUGCCCUCAUAUUUAAUGAGAUUGACUGGAAGAUGGGAAGGAAUACUUUGAGGAAAAAUGGGAGACAGGUGAAAGUGCAAUUGGGAAUUGUGACAGCAGCAGGUCAGUGGACAGUGGAAUCUUAGGAUUUGAGGGAGUUUUUCCAAGGUCUUUGUGUAUAUAUGUGUGUGUGUGUUGGUGGGGAGGUGGUGGUGGUGGUGGUGGAUAGUAUAUUGGAGAGGGCCAGCUGUGCUGCUGGGUUAUUUUUGAGUUAGGUUAUUGCUGCUUUUAAAUAUGACUAACAGUGAUUCUGGAUCCUGGUUUUUCAUCAGAACGUCUGGGUGAGCUUUUUAAAAAUACCAGUGAUUCUGCCCUACCGCCCAGAAAUGUAUUUUCAAAGCAUGUGUAAUUGAGAAGCAAUUCUGGGAGGCAUCCUUACAACUCUUGAGUUAAUCAUCUUAUGGUGAAGAUUAAAUGAGAUAAGUAUUAGCUAGAAAAUGCCUCCCACAUGCUGAACUCUAAAGUUACUCAGCCCUGACAGGAUGGCUCAGUUGCUUGGAGCUUUGUUCCAUACACCAAAAGAUUGCAGAUUCGAUCCCUGGUCGAAUUUCAGGUUCAAUCCCAGUUGGAGCUGGAGGCAACUAAUUGAUGUUUCUCUCACAUUGAUAUUUCCCUUCCUCUCUCUAAAAAUCAAUAAAAAUAUGUCCUUGGGUGAGGAUUAAAAUAAAAAGUUGUUAUAAUCAGUGUGAAGUAAGGGCUCUGCCAGAGAAUGCUGAGGGUUCAACUGAAUACCUAAAUCUCUACCAGUUGGCCUGCACUUAAUGUAAAUGAGAAAUCAGAGACCCGGCCAAGAACUUUCUAUUUAUUAAAAAAAAACUGAAUAUGACCUUUGUCUCUUGUCUCAUUAGAUUUUUUUAAUAAAUGCUUAAUACUAAAUAGUGCCCUAGUGAGUCUUUAAGGAAAAAUAUUCCUCAGGAUAUUUUUUAAAUCCUCGCCCAAGGAUAUAUUGAUUUUAGAGAGGGAGGAAGAGAGAGAGAUGUGAGAGAGGAUCAUUGAUCAGCUGCCUCCUGCACGGACGGUCCCCACUGGGGAUCGAGCCUGCAACCUGGGCAUGUGUCCUCCCCUGGGAAUCAAACUGUGACCUCCUGGUUCAUAGGUUAACACUCAACCACUGAGCCACACCUGCUGGACUUUUAGCUAUUUUUGCUAAGGAGAUGAAUUCAUUUUAGGAGAGUGGGACAGAUGGGUUAGGGACGUAGAGUGUAUGUACCAUUUUGUUUACCUUUGAAUAAAGAGAAGGCAAGAACAUGAAAAAGCUAUUUUCCAUUAUUUGAGACCUCUUCGUGCAUUUGUUUAAUGGCAAAUGAGCUUUCAGAGAACUUGGGUUGUCUCAGUGGGCAUUGAUCUGCCACCCUCUUUUUUGGUGAGGAUAUGGCUAAGAAAAGAAUGGACAGAUGUAUACUAAAUUUGGCUUUAAGAGUGAUGGAUGCAGAACUUAUGUGUAAAUAUGUGUGGUUAAGUCAUACAUAAGUGAUACGCUUAUGAAGUAUCCUGCAAUAUUGAGGCUGAGAAAUAAAGCUUUUUAGAAAUA